UGACUUUUCACCCCUCCUACAGACUUAUGUACACGAUAUUUGGUUGCACAAAUAAAAUUCCUGUCUUCUCGAUCUUUCGGGUUUAGUUUCACAAAUAUCGCAUCCGGAUCGAUACCUGAAGUUUUUCUCUCCCUGACUUACAAAAUGAAUCCUUGGAUUGAUCGAUUGGACUUGGAUUCACGGUCCUUGGUUGACCAGUAUCUUGGAACUGGGUGGGACGCGGACGAGUUUGUCGUCCCCACGUCCCGAUUCUACUCCAGGUAUCGCCACCCACGCGUCCUCAGGCCAAGCUCCUGGGUCCCUGACGGAAGGGAUGGGACGGGCGCGGAGAGAAAUGCGUCGAAAGAUAUCUUCUCUGUCAAGUUGGAUGUGCACCAAUUUCGAGAGAACGAACUCACCGUGAAGACGAAAGAUAACAAUUUGAUUAUUUCGGCGUCUCAUGAAGAGCGUGAGGAUCCCCAAGGAUUCAUUUCUCGCCAGUUUACUCGUCGUUACGUCAUCCCGGACGAUGUCAAGUUGGAUCAACUAGUAUGCAACAUAUCUACUGACGGGAUCCUGACGAUUGAUGCUCCCAAGAAAUCUGGGCAGCCGGGUGGUGAGACAGUCAUCCCUAUCCGACCAACAGGUCGUCCUGCAGUGGUCACUUCGGCGCCAAGCACGGCUGCACCGACCACGCCAACGCCAAGUGCCCCGUCCGGCAAGGAGUCGAGGUCGCAAACUAUUCCCAUCGAGAGGGAAUCUGCUCCAGCUCCACCAUCGUCAUAAAUUUUAUGCCAUGCAAUUUUCUCCGAAGAUUUUGGAAAUCUUCAUGUAUUCGCUUGUACAAAUCAUGUAAUCAUUAAAUCGCUUAUCAAAAUUCGGACUAAUCAUGUCUAAUCGUUAAGUAAUCCUCAACCAAUUCUGAACCCAAUAAACACGUGCCUGCCUACACACUCGGCUACAAUUCAAA
This is a messenger RNA of Folsomia candida, 949 nucleotides long. RefSeq names its product alpha-crystallin B chain. The record is from RefSeq and is a predicted model, not a curated record. Gene Ontology annotation, biological process: response to heat; protein refolding. NCBI's taxonomy places the organism in Eukaryota, Metazoa, Arthropoda, Collembola, Entomobryomorpha, Isotomidae. Bases 145 to 765 code for a protein of 206 amino acids. Gene Ontology annotation, molecular function: protein folding chaperone. The transcript has 3 exons.